AUGACAAGUAUCAUUCAUUCGCCGCCUUUCACGUUCCUCGUCGGCCCCGCUCAUACGAAACUGACCAUCCAGUCUGGCCUGGCCAGACAUGUCUCCCGGCCGCUCGAUGAGCUGAUGAACAACGGCCAUACGCGCGAGUCUCGACAUCAUAUCGCCGUUCUGGAAGAGGAGGACGUCGAAACCUUUGUUGGUUUCUGCGAAUUUGCCUACACUGGAGACUAUUCCGUACCAACUCGCCGUCUAGAUUCCAACACGACAGCUCCCCGUGGCGUGGCCUUUACGGACUCCCCUAUGGGCAUGGGCAUCCCUCCACCUGCUCCAUCUCCCCCACGAAGCCCAGGCUUGGGAGAUGUACCAGAUGAAUAUCGCACAGAAAUCAGCAAUAACACUGGCAUACAAGACGACGAUCCUGAAGUGGCCCUGGAUUCAGAAAAGAAAGGAAAGAAGUCCAAGAACAAGAAGAAACAGAAAGCUGGAAAGGCUUUCGAAGACGGCGGUGCAUUGACUCCUCCCAGUACGCCGCCACCAUCUAUGGGCGACGAUCAAGUCGGACAAGGCAACGAAACGAAAGCUACCCCCGAAGGUAAUGAGGGGGAAGCCCAAGCGAGUGAGGAUUGGUAUGAACAAGAUCCUACAAGCAAGGAAUGUAACCAGGCCUCGCAACCAAAGGCCUUUCACCCAGUUCCUCAGAAUCCUUUCUUCCUCUCUCGACGCUCCAGUGUGAAUCUUUGGGACGAGUUCACCUCGCUGCAGUAUACCCAUCAGCCGCAAAACACAGCGAUGGGCCUUCCUUCUCCCAUACUACGCAGCGUUUCUAUUUAUGCUGGCGAGUCCUCUGGCCUGGACCCUUACGUUCUCUUUCAUGCAAAGCUCUACGUGUUCGCAUCCCGCUACCUUAUCCCGACCCUCGCCCAGCUCUGUCUUAUCAAGCUACACCGUGACUUGGUUCAUUAUCCCCUGACUACAGCUUCCCUCGACAGCUGCCGCCCUACCAAUAUACCGAUGAUCUUAGAGCUACUGCAUUUCUCCUAUAUAAACACGAAACGCGAUGAUCCAGUUCUCCCCACCCCCAGUGUUCUUUCAAGUUCAGAAAACCAACUCCGCAAACUUGUCACACACUUUGCAGCUUGCAAAGUCCGCGAGCUUGCUGGCUACCAGUCAUCCAUUAGCUCUCCCACAUCUUAUGGCGAUACGGGUAAGGACGGCGGUUUUCCUGGAUUGACCAUUCCCCCACAUCUUGGAUUCCGCGACCUACUAGACGGCAUUAGCGAACUUGCUUCCGACCUCGUAUAUCGCAUGAUGUGA
Molecule: messenger RNA, 1305 nt
Organism: Ophidiomyces ophidiicola
Lineage: Eukaryota; Fungi; Ascomycota; Eurotiomycetes; Onygenales; Onygenaceae
Exons: 2
Coding region: 1-1305 (434 amino acids)
Source: RefSeq, a predicted model, not a curated record